This is a messenger RNA of Bursaphelenchus okinawaensis, 2189 nucleotides long. Lineage: Eukaryota; Metazoa; Nematoda; Chromadorea; Rhabditida; Aphelenchoididae. The record is from the annotation of a GenBank genome assembly.
AUGUUUCCGCCUUUUCACCAAUAUGAAGCCAUGGAGCUGCCUUCAGAGACUCCAAUUACGGUAAGGGUCCUCUACCAUUAGGCCUGGCUUACCUAUCAGUCUUUCCACUAAAGAAUUAGACAAAAUCGCAAACCCCAAUUUGGAGGAAUCGCUGUCGCGCCCAGAAUCGGGGGACGUCGCGCGACAUUCAGCGAGUCGUGCGACAUUCGCUUGCACCCUGCGACAUCGAAAGAGGAAUCGCAAUAUGGUGCAAAACCUUGCGACAAGUUCUCGCAUCGCGGUUUAAAGGGCGAUGCGACAGCGUGUCGCGAUUGUCGCAACGCUCAAGCCACCACUGUGUUCAAUGGAAGGUUUGCGACAAGAUUUUUUUGAUUGUCGCAAGUCCCCUGACUCCUGCGACAACCGAUCAGUGCGACAACUGGGGGCAUGCACUGUGCAUCCUUUCUCUUAUCGUUUGGGGCUGCAAGCGAUCGCGGAGGAAUCUGCAUGGUGCAGUUGUAUAAAAAAGAGCGCGAUUUUCCCAGGGACAGUGCGAUUUUCUAACAUUCUUUUCCGGACAAACUGAUAUUAUAUGAACAGAAAUUACGUAUAAUCAAUGUAAAAUAAUAGAUGAAGUGAUUAAAAAUAAAUUUGUGUUCACCUUAUAAAGUUUAGGUAAAGAUGUGCAAGUUGAGGCUACACUCAUCAGGAGUGUUUAGCAAUGUCUAUCGUGGAACGUUAUUAGAGCCUCUGCCAAAACGUGAAGUAGCGGUCAAAAAGACGUGGCCUGAUCCAGGCCAAGAUGGCCACAAGAACUUCGAAGUUGUCAUGCUAUUGGAGCUCUCCAAAGAAAAGCAUCUGAACAUCGUGCAGGUCUUGUUCUCCUUCAAAACAAAAGCCCCAGAUGGACGGGUAGGUUUGAAUGAAUUUAUAACUAGACAGUGAACACAAUAGAUGAGCUAAAAUAACAUUUUGUUACAGUAUUGUGAAAGUAUGAUAUUCGACUUUAUGCCAGCCACAUUACAUUCCCAAGUCAAAUCGCUAGCCCAUCCAUUAAACAUCGUUGACAUCAAGAUCUACACUUGGCAACUCUUCUACGGUCUCUAUUUUUUAAUGAAAGUAAGUUGUCAUUUACCACAAUAUCUUUUUACAUACUAUUUUCAGAAGCGCAUAUGUCACCGUGACAUCAAGCCCCAGAACAUUCUGAUAGACCCGGAACAAGGAAUGCUCAAGAUCGGUGAUUUCGGAUCUGCCAAAAUCAUGAAGCCAAACGUUGAAUCCACGGCGUACCAAGUUACUCGCUUCUACCGUCCUCCCGAGCUACUUCUCGACGCUGUAUAUUACUCACCAUUGGUAGAUGUCUGGUCAGGUGGAUGUGUGUUGGGGGAGAUGUUGAGAGGGCAUGUUCUCUUUCCCGGGAGAGAUACCAAACACCAGCUCCGAUUGGUAAUCGAGGCUCUUGGAUCACCGGGCUGCGAGGAACUGCUGUCCAUGAGAUCGUGCACUCGCCUCGAUGGAGGACAGGUAUUGCCAAGAGGAUUCACUCAUGUAAGCAUGGUUUUCUCAUUGAAGACUAGUAAUCCUUUGAAAAAUCAUCAAAUCGACAAAGAAUUGGCGGUGAAUCAUUUUGAUAAAAUACGGUUUUAGCUACUCAACGUUCCAAAAGAGCACAUAGAGUUCCUGUCGAAGAUAUUGGUAUACAAUCCCAAAUCACGACAUCAUGGAGCACCGUUACUUACAGACGUCUACUUCAACGAGUUGUUCACGGCAAACAAAAAGAGAACCAACGGCAAAUUCGUGAACGACAUUCCCUCCUUCAAAGAUAUGAUCGAGUUUGGGUAAGCUUAAUAACACGAGACGGUGUCUAACUGACAGCCUUUUACUAUUUCGAUAAACACGUAAACUAUAAUUACAAUGUUGCAAACAAAUCUAGUUACUGCCAAUAACAUUUCAGGCCAAAGCACAGUCAGAAGACAAAGAACCGGAAAAGCACCAAAACCAUGAGCGGAGAACCCCUGAACCAAUCCGUAGACGCUUCAGAUGCCAAUAACUCCAUCGUAAAGCCGAGUGGCAGUAAAGAAGACGAGAAAAAGAAGUCAGGCAUGACGAGAAGACGACGAUCUCGAGAAGAACUUGAAACUGGCGUCGGGGGGAGUCGGGAACAGAUCCGCAUGUCCAAAUCGUACCAAAGGAAGUCAAAAGUCGGCUGA